Prorocentrum cordatum is the source of this 2106-nucleotide messenger RNA. NCBI's taxonomy places the organism in Eukaryota, Dinophyceae, Prorocentrales, Prorocentraceae. The record is from the annotation of a GenBank genome assembly.
AGAGCACGCCACCUUGGCCCGAGCCUGCCGUCCCGCAGGGCUGGGGCCCUGCCCGGCGCGCGCGCUCGCCUCGCAGAGCAGGCCGGGAGCCAUGCCCCGCGGGUGCGCGCCCGUUCCUGCGAGGAAGCGCGGCCGCCCCAGAUCGGUGCCGGCCAGCGAUGCCCCUACUCCGGAGAAGAAGGCGAAAAUUGGCGGCGUUCAGGCGGAGCAUCGCGCGCAGAUGUUGGCGUCGUCGCUGUCCAGCAAGGGGAUGUCCUCCAGCGUGGUCGUAGACCUGGCGGGCGGUCAACGGGCCACCCGGGGCAGGAAGGAAGUCGAGGCCGCGGCAGCCACGCUUGCUGGUAUGGUGAACUCGGAGAAGGCCGUGCUGGAGAGGGCCGCAACGGCGCUGCGGCCAGACGGCGCGCCAGGCGUGAUGCCCUGCCGGGAGGCAGAGCAGGCGGGCCUCGCGAAGCACUUGCGGGCGGCGGUGGCGAAGGGCGGCACCGCGCAAGUGCUCUACGUCUCUGGCAUGCCCGGCACGGGGAAGACCGCCAGCGUGUUGCGCGCGGUGGACCAGAUGAAGGUCGGCCGAGCAGCGCAGCACUUCUCGCUCGUGCACGUGAACGCCAUGCGCCUCGGGGCACCGACCUCGGUCUUCGCCGCCAUCCACGCCCAGCUCCCGUGCGGGCGUGCCGGUCGCUGCUCCGCCAGUGCAGCCCAGGGGGAGCUGUCGAGGUUCUUCUCCGAGCGCGGGGCCGAGGACGAGCCCGUGGUGCUGCUCAUCGACGAGAUCGACCACCUGGUCACCAAGAACCAGGCGGUCCUCUACCGCUUGUUCGACUGGCUGUCGCUCCCGCGGCCAGGCCUGGUGCUCGUGACGAUCUCGAACACGAUGGACCUGCCGGAGCGCCUGCUGCCCCGGGUCGCGAGCCGCUUCGGCGUGGUGCGGGUGGAUUUCGAGCCGUACAAGAAGGACCAGAUCCAGGAGAUCCUGCGGCAGCGCCUGCGCGCGCACGCCGCCGCGGACGCGUUCCAUGCCGACGCGCUCCGGCUCUGCUCCGCGAGGGUCGCGGCCGGCUCCGGGGACAUCCGCAAGGCGCUGCAGAUCUGCCGGCGGGCGGUCGAGGUGCGGCUCGGGGCAGCGGGCGGGCGCGCCACCGGGCCGGUGACGCUGGCGCACCUGCAGGAGGCGGAGCGCGACCUCCUGCGCACCAAUCCCGCGGUGCGGCACGUCGCCGGCCUCGCGGUCCGGCGGCGCCGCUUCCUGGCGGCCGCGUUGUUCGAGCUUUGGAAGGCGGACUCGGACGCGAUCCCAUUCAGUCAGGUCGCCGUCGCCGCGCGGUACUGCAAGAUCCUGGAGCUCACAGACGGUCGCCCCGCAGCAGCCUCAGCAGCGGGGCACGGCUCCCCGCAGCAGGAGGCCCAGUACCUGGCGUCGCGGUUAUCGGCCAGCGGCUUGCUCGUGCACCAGCAGGCCAAGGCCGUCGGCGCCCAGGCGACGCUCAGCUCCACGCUGGCGCUCGGCGCGGGCCUCGACCUCGACGACCUGGCCGACGUACUGCGGUCUAGCGAGGAGCACCCCGGGCUGAGGGACCUUCUGCAGGAGCGCCAGGAGGAACACCGGGCCGCCGUGGCGCAGGCAGCGUAGAGGCGGUGCAGGGGCGCCGCGGUGGCCUUUCUGUAGGCUCGGGGCGGUCGGCGGAGAGCGCUGAGCGAGCAGAGCACGCCACAUCGGCGGAUGUCUGGGUCCUCUUCGCCGCCUCCUCGCCGCGCCCUGCGAGCAGGGCCUUCUGUUUUUUGUGGUCACUUGGGGAGUGUUCGGUAGCAAAUCAUGGGAGCCGUGUCUGCCCUCGGAAUUCCGCCGUUAGAGUGCCUCAGCGGGCGCCAGCGUCUGGCAGUCGAGGAGAGAUUGCCGAUCUGGCGUCGAUUCGGCGCCCAGUGGCGCUGCUUCGCGUCGGACAGCCUCGGCUCGUGAGAGCCAGCAGGGUGGCAUGGCAGGCUCCCUGGACUUGUCGCAGAACCUUGGAGGGGUGGGAGCGCCUGGCCGCCUCCGCUCUGGCGCGGGCCGCUGCCUGCAGCCCCCGGGGGGCGGCUGCGGGGCGGCAGCGGCCGCGGCGCGCCAGA